UGUGUUAGUACUUUCGUGUAUUUUGCAGGGCGUGAAAGAGUUUGACAUUGGGCUCAUUUGAAGUCUGUUUGUCGCCACGCCUUUUCAGGUUGAACCUAAAUUCUCGGGACAACAAGGAACACAACAGCAGGUCCAUUAUGACAGGGAUGGCUUCGCAACUCGCAAAAAACAGGGCACGGGCAGCGGGGAUUGGGUCCAACGAGCAGGCGGUGAAGUACCUCAAUCAGGACUUCGACUUGCUCCGGAGUCAGUAUCUUGGGGCCGGCAGGCUGUUUGUGGAUGAAACCUUCCCUGCUGCUCCCGAAUCCCUAGGUUUUAAAGAACUUGGACCAAAUUCUUCCAAAACCCGCGGAGUGGUAUGGAAAAGACCAAAAGAACUGUGCUCCAAUCCCCAAUUUAUUGUUGGAGGAGCAACCAGGACUGACAUCUGCCAGGGAGCCCUGGGUGACUGUUGGCUCUUGGCUGCUAUUGCCUCUUUGACACUUGAUGAGGAUGUCAUGGCCCGGGUUGUGCCAAGUGACCAGAGCUUUCAAGAUAAAUAUUCUGGAAUCUUUCACUUCCAGUUCUGGCAGUUCGGCGAGUGGGUGGAUGUCGUAAUUGAUGACAGGCUACCCACUAAGGAUGGAGAACUGCUCUUUGUGCACUCAGCAGAGAAAAACGAGUUCUGGAGUGCCCUUCUAGAGAAGGCAUAUGCCAAGGUAAACGGUUGCUAUGAGGCUCUGUCUGGUGGUUCAACCACUGAAGGCUUUGAAGAUUUUACUGGUGGUAUUUCAGAGUUGUACGAGCUGCACAAACCCCCCAAAAACCUCUUUAUGAUCAUCAAGAAAGCCCUAGACCGGGGAUCUCUUCUGGGAUGCUCUAUUGAUAUCACCAGUGCUUCUGAAACAGAGGCAGUCACCUUUCAGAAGCUGGUGAAGGGCCAUGCCUACUCACUGACUGGAGCAACAGAGGUAAAUUAUCGAGGUCGCACUGAACAGUUGGUCCGAAUAAGAAACCCAUGGGGACAGGUGGAAUGGACUGGAGCAUGGAGUGACAACUCAUCUGAAUGGAACGCUGUAGAGCCAUCCCAACGGCAAAACAUUAAAGCUGAUGAUGGAGAGUUUUGGAUGUCCUUUACUGAUUUCAUGAGGCAUUAUUCACGCGUGGAGAUUUGCAAUUUAACUCCAGACACACUAACCAGUGAUGAAAUCAAGAAUUGGAGUGUGUGCCAUUAUGAUGGCAGCUGGAGGAGAGGUUCAACAGCUGGCGGCUGCAGGAACAACCCAUAUACAUUCUGGAUGAACCCCCAGUAUGUGAUUAAGCUAGAAGAGGAGGAUGAUGAACACCAUGGCCAUGAGACAGGAUGCAGCUUCAUUGUGGGCCUCAUUCAGAAGAACCGCAGAAGAAUGAGGAAGAUGGGGGAGGACAUGCACACGAUUGGCUUUGCCAUCUAUGAGGUCCCCAAACAGUUACAUGGUCAACUGAACGUCCAUUUAGACAAGAACUUCUUCCUCAGUCAUGCCCAGACUGCCCGAUCUGAGACCUUCAUUAACAUGCGAGAAAUAAGCAACCGUUUCAAGCUGCCUGCUGGAGAGUACUUAGUCGUUCCUUCCACCUUUGAAGCUAACAAAGAUGGAGACUUCUGUUUACGUGUCUUCUCAGAAAAGCAGUCCACUGCAGUGGCCUGUGAUGAUCCUGUUGAUGCCAAGCUUGAUGAUCAGGAACUUGUCCCAUUGAGUGAAAUUGAUGCACAGUUCAAGAAUCUGUUUACCAGGCUGGCAGGGGAGGACAUGGAAAUCUCUCCACAUGAACUCAGAACUAUACUAAACAAUAUUGUAUCAAAGCGCACUGAUAUCAAAACUGAUGGGUUCUGUUUGGACACCUGCAGAACUAUGGUCAAUCUUAUGGAUACAUCUGGAAACGGUAAACUUGGACUGCAGGAUUUUGCAACAUUGUGGAAGAAAAUCCAGAAAUACCUGGAAAUCUAUAAGAAGAAUGAUCUGGACCAUUCUGGUACAAUGAGCACACCAGAAAUGCGGGCAGCUUUAAGAGAUGCAGGUUUUACCUUGAACAAACGUAUGCAUGAAGUUAUUAUUGCACGAUAUGCAGAACCAGACCUGACCAUGGAUUUUGACAGCUUUGUUCUUUGUUUAAUUCGUCUUGAGCAUAUGUUUAGAAUCUUUCAACAUCUGGACAGUGCAAAGAAUGGAACUGUGGAGCUAAACUUUUUCCAGUGGAUCAGCCUUACAUUGAUCUAGAGGACUAACCAGGGGAAUUGCUGAUACAAAUUUAAUUUGAGGAUAAAGCAACAUUUUAUUAGAUCCCUACAUAACCACUACUUUUAAACAUGCAUAUGCGUGGGAAUGUCAUUUGGUUUGCAUUAUAUUACUGUUUGUUUUGUUGUUUUUUUAAAUGGGCUGAAGUAAUAAACAUUUUUUGGGUGAUAAUCAUUUCGAUUUUUGUUCCUAAACAUUUUUGCAUUUAUUGAUUAUGCCAAUAUCCACAUUUUGAUACUUUGGGCAGUCCUUAUGUUUACUUAAGGAAUAUUCUGUUUUCUUCUCACUUCUUCGCUGUUGUGAAAGGUGCAUAGCAAUAGUGUUGCCACAUCUGCUAUUAUAAGAAACCAGACAGAUCAGCAGCAGUGCAGCAUCCCAGCUCUUUAAUGCCAGGUUUGAUUCUUGGUUCAAGUGCCUUGCAAUUGAAGUUUGCAUGCUUCACCCUUCCACAUACCUGAGCUUUUUGUUUAUAUUUCAUUUUACUCUAAUAGACCAAAGUCAGUUUGACUAGAGGUGCUAAAUUGUUCUUUGGUUUAUGGGUGUCUUUUUAUAUCACCCAAUACUGUACUGUAUCAACAUAUUUUAUUAUAAAAAGAGAAAUGUACAAUAAAAGAAGAAUUAAACCUUCUGGUCAAUUGAAAUGGUGCUCAACACCUUUAGUCUGUUCUAUUUGUUCCUAAAAUAAUGUAAUACUAAAUGUUUAAUUAAAUAAAAGUACACUGAACAAAAUGA
Messenger RNA from Erpetoichthys calabaricus (reedfish), 2987 nucleotides. Its product is annotated as calpain-2 catalytic subunit-like. The transcript has 21 exons. NCBI's taxonomy places the organism in Eukaryota, Metazoa, Chordata, Cladistia, Polypteriformes, Polypteridae. The coding region runs from base 138 to 2237 and encodes 699 amino acids. Gene Ontology annotation, biological process: proteolysis. Gene Ontology annotation, cellular component: cytoplasm. Gene Ontology annotation, molecular function: calcium ion binding; calcium-dependent cysteine-type endopeptidase activity. The record is from RefSeq and is a predicted model, not a curated record.